AUGAAUUCUGAUUCAACAGUGAAUUUUCUCGCCUAUUUUGGUGAUAAAAUUAAUUUUUAUUUUCCAAUUAUCAUUAUUACUUUUGGAACUAUUGGAUGUUUCUGCAGUUUUAUUACUUUUACUUCUCGUAAGUUAAGAAAAACUUCAUGUUCACUUUAUUUUAUUGGUGAAGCUCUAUUUGAUCUUGUUACACUUGAUUUUGGAACAGUAACACGAUUUCUUUAUGAUAAUUAUGGAUAUGACGUACAGAUUCAAUCAGAAAUUUUUUGCAAACUACGAAUGUAUAUUGCUAAUGCUUCACCUGCAAUUGCUACAUGUUUUAUUGUCCUAGCAGCAAUGGAUCGUUUUAUGUCAACUUCAUCAAAACCUGUUUAUCGCUCAUUUGCUACAAUAAAGCGUGCUAAAUGUAUAGCUGCUUUUUCUCUAAGCAUUUGUUUAUUGUCAUAUCUACAUUAUAUGAUUUUUGCUGACUUGAAACCUAUGUGUAUUUUACAAAAAGGUGCAUAUAGUGUCUUUACAAUAGUAUUUAGUAUAAUAUGGACAUCAUUUAUUCCACAUUUUCUUAUGCUUUGCUUUGGAUUUGGUACACAAUAUCAUCUUCGUAUGACACGACGUCGAGUUCUUCCCAUCAAUAGUCAACAAAGACGAUUGCAACGUAUAGAAACACAACUUAUUACAAUGACACUAUUUCAAGUUAGUCUAUCAUCUUUAUUAAUUUUAACUCGAAUGUCUUAUUAUUCAUACAAUGUAAUUGCAAGUGGUACAGAUAGAACAGCUUAUGAAGAAGCAUUGGAUAAAUUUUUCGCUAAAUUAACAACACAAUUCUUCUAUUUAAAUUAUGCUAAAUCAUUUUAUGUUUAUAUAUUAUGUAGCAAAUAUUUUCGAACACUAUUCAUGGAAAGAAUCAAAAAAAUUUAUCGUCGAUUAAUUCCUUGUAGAACGAAUAAUACAGAUAGACGUCAACGAAAUUCAAAUGCAUAUAUUAAUAGAAGUUUACAAGCAAGACAUGUACAAAGAAACGCUUGA
Molecule: messenger RNA, 1026 nt
Organism: Rotaria sp. Silwood2
Lineage: Eukaryota; Metazoa; Rotifera; Eurotatoria; Philodinida; Philodinidae
Source: the annotation of a GenBank genome assembly